Molecule: messenger RNA, 8652 nt
Organism: Symbiodinium natans
Lineage: Eukaryota; Dinophyceae; Suessiales; Symbiodiniaceae
Source: the annotation of a GenBank genome assembly
AUGACGGACCAAGCUCCGCUAGGUCCUGCAGGCAUACCAGUCCCGGAUGACGGAGCGAGCAACCUGAGCAUGUCCUUUGAUGGUAAUGCUCCAGGUGAGGACGCCGCUCCCCGGGAGGGUGAGCUCCCGUUGACCACAACCGCACUAAGGCUACAUGACCAUAGGCUCUUUCAGAAGGGUGCAGUUUCCGAGGCCGGUGUCACCACCGGUGCCUCGAGCCGUCAGACUGCGUCCGCGCCUUGGCAGGUUGUGUCCCCUAGUGCUAGACAACCACCGGCCAGCCUUCCGAUAGCAGCCGGAGGAAGCUCAUCCCAAGAUAUUAGUCCGUCAGCCCAGAGUCUUUUCCCACCGACCUCCUCGACUAUGAACAGUUUGACAAUCGGCGAUCAGCGAAUCCUGCAGAAUCAAGCAAACAUUAGCAAUGUGUUUGUUCAGAACGACAGGUCGCCGUUACUCGAGCAAAUAGCUGAACAUCGCCACAAUCAGAUCAUUGGUCAGAUCGCAAACAAUUUUCAGGAGCAACUCCAAGCAAUGGGUAUGAAUGUCAUGUCGGGAGUGUCACAACUCAGAGUUGAACUUGCUCAGGCCGAAACCAGAUUAGGUAGUGAGGAGACACAGGCCAGACAGAGAUUGGCAACAGGUCAGUCGCAGCUUGACUCGCAGGCCAAUGAGAUCAACGUGGCACGAGGUGAAGCUCAAGCUUUGGCCCAAAGACUAAGCGCUGCUGAGAGCCACGCUGACGCUACCUACGCUAGGUUGCGUGAUCAACUUCACCAAGCGGAAGCUAAGGCCGUCAGCAACGCGGAUCUCCUCAAUGCUGAAAUGGACAGUGCCCGUGUCGCCGCUGCUCAGGCAACACAUGCAGUUCAGGCGACAUCUGAGGUUGAGAUUUCACGCUUGACUGCUGAAGUUAGGGAUUUCAGGGUGAUGAUGAGUCACGAGUCAGAGAAGAGAAAGAUGGCUGAAAAGGAGAAUGCUGAACUGAAAUCGCAGCUAAACCAGGCCAUCGCGGCUCUGCAGGCUCAUGCAAGCGCAACGGGGUCCGCCCCAUCUGCGCCACCGGGUCUGAUCCCUACCUAUCCCAUCAAUACUCCGCCUCAGGACGCCAAAGGGUCAAGGCCCCGACGCCACCCUGACGGGGGAGGCCCUGAUGGAGAUGAUGACGGCAGCGAUGAUGAUGACUCGAGCAGCAGUCAUAAGAAGAAAAAGAGCAAGAAGAAAGACAAGAAAAACAAGAAGAGGGAUUCCAGUUCCUCUUCUGAUCUCUCGCCCAAGCAGCUCAAGGCAAUCAUCAAGCAACUUGCCAAAGGAAAGACUAACGAGAAGGAGGAAGUUGAUGAGGAUGUAAACAAGACCAAAUCCAAGGAGGCCGAGAAGAUCCUGUUCCCCAAGUUCCCGACACCUGAACAGUACAGGAACUGGCGAAUUAGGGUUCGUGAAGCUGUAGUUGCAGCGUCCAAUAAGCCGGAUGAAGCUUUUGAAUGGCUUUCGAAGGUAUGGGACAAGGACUCUAAGGAAGAAGAGUUAAGGGACACAGGUGGCUUCUCUACUCUCGAUGCCAAGGUCUUGUCGGCAGUGACAAAUGUCCUUGAAGGUGACUUCGCGCGCCAAAUGGACACCCUCAAGGAGAGGGAGGCUCACGCCGGGAGGCUAGUGAGGGGUAGACAAAUCCUGUUUCUCCUUCAUCAGCACUUUGCUACAAACAUCCUACACAAUUCCGUGUAUGACAUGGAAGACCUCCUUUCAGUGACAUUGGUAAACGAAAACCUUGUGAUGUUCGUUAGGAACUGGGAUACGGUGCUUUCAGGCAUUCAGACCACCCCUGAAGACAAGGUUCUCGAACCGCUCUUUCAUAGGCAGGUAAAGAAAUGCAAAGCACUUCAGCACGAUAUUGCCAUCUAUGAAAGGGCUGCCGAAGGCUCCAGUGAAAGAUCGUUUAAAUUUCUCUACGACGCCGCCAAUAGCCACUUGAAUCGAAAAAGGCUCGAGAGGAACCGGGAGCGGAUUGCCAAGCAAACUGGAGCUCCUGCUGUUCCUACUGCGCCUGCACCCAAGAAAGUACCCAAAGGGUUUUGCAUCUCUUUUGUCAAGAACGGCAGUUGCAAGAAUGGUGGCAGUUGUAAAUACAAGCACCAGACGCCCAGCGGACGUGGCAGAUCGCAGUCACCCGGCGGAGGCCGAGGGAGAAGUCCUUCAAGACCCAACUCCCCGUCAGGAAAGCCUCGAGUGUGCAAGUUCUACAAACAAGGUCGUUGCGACCGUGGAGAGAAUUGCAAAUUCAUGCACACCGGAAAGCCAGGUGCCGCUGCUACACCCGACGGAAGUCAGAAGGGAUCUGCGCGCCCUGACAAGGGCAAGGACAAGAAGAAGAAGAAGGAACGCAAGGGCUCCAGGGCUAGCUCCAAGGGUUCUAAGGGAAGCAAGGGUUCGAAAGGAUCACAUGGCUCCGGGAACUCGAAGGGCUCAGCUCGAAGGAGGAGUGGCGGACCUUCUCUCCCUGCAGCAGUUUGCCUUCUAGGAGCAAUGAUGGCCGGCACGGCUUCCCAAGCCGACGCUUUUACUCUCCGGAAGGAUGAGUCGUACUGGCCCCCUCAGUGUUCCACUGACAUGCGUUUGGCGCUACCAGCAGUGUCUUUUGACAACAGCCCAAUGUACAUCAACUUCCCACUCAGAGAUGGAGAGCUUAAGUUCCCUGUUGAGAAUCCUCAGCGCAGGUAUGACAAGAAGUGGUCUGUUGACUACAUUCCCAAGCCAGACAAUCAAUCCACCAGAGAUGCACUUAUGGCCGCUCGCAUGUUGAGAGCUACGGUCAAAGACAGUCUGGAGGACAAACCAAGCCGUUGCAAUUACUGUUGCGAUACGGAGUUUGGUUGCAACUAUUGCAUUCCAAAAGGGUUGAGAGUGUCUUGUCCCGCUAAGGUUCAACUAUCAUCAGAAUCGCCACCCAUCGAAUGGAUUGGUGACACAGGGAGUGCUCAGGAUCUCAUCUCAGAGCGGGAGCUUGUGAAUCUGCAUCCGUACGAAUCGGACUGCCCAAUCAACAUUUGCACUGCGAAUGGACCGAGUUACGCAGGCACGCAAUGUGAUGUAGGGAUACCAUCCCUCAACAGCAUAGCCAAGCCUUAUGUUCUCCCCGACACUCCCAAUGUUCUUUCAGUAGGACAGAGAUGCAUGGAUCUGGGUUACGACUUCAUUUGGAAAGGAUUUCAGAGACCCUAUUUCAGGAGUCCGGGAGGUGACAAGGUUUUCCUUGAUGUGAAGGAUAACGUUCCGUACUUGAAGUCUUGGAAGGAGGGUAUCGCUUGUCCUGCCCAUUCAAGACACGAGUCCACUCGGAUCGAUACGGAUGAUGCUGUUGAGACCAUCACCAACCCUGAACAGAUUGCCGCGCAACUUAUCCAGGAGCAGGAUUUCUCCCAUCAGGCAUGCUUGCGAUUGCUGAAGGACUCAAACUUUAAGCAAUCUAGGUUCAACAGGAAAGCCAUCAAACCGAAGGACAGUAAGGACUCGAAGUACAUGAUUUUCGGGGCUUUUUCACAUGGGGGGAUGCAAGGGAUAACCAAUCGCACUCAUUCCUACCCCAAGGUGAUUAAGUACCUUCUGUCCUAUCUUAAACAUCAUGGAGCGGAUGGCCCAAUAACAUCGAUUGCUGUCAAUCAGAACUCAGGCGUUAAAAUGCACAAGGAUGUCAACAAUCACCGUGAACACCUCAACUACACCAUUGCAGUCGGCGAUUUCACCGGAGGCGAAUUGUGGAUUCACGAUGACACCAUCCGGAAGGAUGAGCCAGGUUGCAUCAACAAGAUCGCCCCCACUGGUGCCAAACUGGGAGGUCGUUUGCACAGGUCGAAGUCGAAGAUCAUUUCCUUCGAUCCAAAGACUUUCCAUUGCGUCACUCCCUGGAAGGGCGAGCGUUGGAGCAUCACGGGAUACGUCAAUCGCGCUGUGCACAGGCUGGAUUCGUAUCAGCUAGAGAAGCUUAAAUCACUGGGGUUCUUGCUGCCGAAACAGAAGAACUUCCCUCCAGCAGUGCCUGCGGAAAUCGAUGAGGAGAUGGCUCUUUACGAGUUAGCGACUAUGGAUCCUCCAGCUCCGGCCCCAGAACCGAAAAGCAAGCCUAAAGUGAAGUUGAAAAAGAAGCCUGAGGAACCCUCAGACAAGAAGAAGAUUGCCAAAGAAGCCUCCAAAGCCGAACCACCUUCGGAUGAACCAGAUUGGUCAACAGUCGAGGGGUUAUUGAAAGAAGCUGUUGCCCCCAUCCCUUCAUCUCCGGAUGAAGAGUUCCUUGAUGAAACGGAACUGAUCAGGUACGAACGUGUGCAACAAGGUCUCGCUGCCGAUGCCCUCGAGCGACCAGCGACGGAGUCACUCCACAAUCAGGAGAAGGCCAUUGAUGAUGAGGCUCGAGAGCAAGCUUUGAGAGAUCUCGAGGCCCAAGCUUCUCUUGACGUUGAAUGGGAAAAGUUGAUGAAGAAGAAAGCCUGGGACAUGUCAUCUGUUCGUGAAUGGGAAGAAGUCUCUAAAGAGGCAGCCAAAAGAGGAAAGAAGGCCCACGUUGGCAAAAUCUUUGAAAUCUGCGUGGAAAAGGGCAGUGAGCUUCCUAAAGGGAAUCCCUUACGGAAGUUCAAGGGUAGGACCGUCUUUCAGGGCAACAAUGUGAAGGACGAGAACAAUGACACCGCUCUCUUUAGUGAGCUGGGCUCUAGUCCCGCCACCAUGGAAGCGGGUAAGGUUCUCGACGCCUAUGGCCAUGCCCCCGGCCACGAUGUGGAACAGGGGGAUGGUAAACAGGCGUACACGCAAACGACUCUGAAAGGCGCUGACACUUGGGUCAGGCUCCCACGUGAGCGUUGGCCUAAGGAGUGGGUCGGCAAGUUUAGGGACCCCGUCGUCCGCCUCAGAUUGGCUCUUUACGGGCACCCAGACAGCGGGGGCUUCUGGGAGCAACAUUGCGAAAAGCGCUUGCGGGAGGUUGGUUUUGAGCUCGUGUUUCCCGCUGCAUGGCCAUCUGUCUUUUAUCAUCCCACAUUGAAGCUUUUAUUAGCCGUGUAUGUAGAUGAUUUCAAGAUGGCCGGGCCAAAAGAGAACAAUCCAGAAGUGGAGAGCCUAAUCUACUCAAUGAAGUGGGGGUAUCACCUCGACCAGCUCAUCGAUGAGGCGCUCAAGCACCUUAACGAGGCGAGGGAUCACCACCCGGAAGGGGCGGCUACCCACAUCAUUUUUGGAUGGUCAGGAAACGAUGUAUGGGGCCAACACGGCUAUCAUGGCUACACUUGGCAUCUUCAGAGCAAGUUCACAAAGCGAACAGCCGAGGAGCUCGAGCAGAUUGACACUUGGCCUGCAAAGCAGAAGCUUCGUGUUGAUCGGGCGUGUGAGAGAGCGUGCAAGCUCCUCCACCGGACUGACGUCUCGGGUGUGUCUUUCUUGAUGGGCAGCCAUCACUCCUGUUUCUUCCCGGUCGGGGAGCUCUAUGACAGGUGCAUGAAGAAUCACGCCCGAGAUCUGAUGAGCGGAGGAUGCACCAUCAUUGACCCUGUGGAGCUCUAUGAGCAGACCAGCAGGCCUGAUGGCUUCCACGCUGACGCGUCGGAUCAAAAUCUGCAGAGCACCCUUAGGUGGCACGCGGCGAUGCUCCGCGGCAUACUCACAGAUUACCGCCUUCUCGCUGUUGAGCAGCAACUCAUCGCAAAUCAAAGAGAAGCCGUUUUUCAUGCACACUUUGUGUUGAACAAGCCCGAACCGUUCCUCACCGUGCCCCCUGCGUCCGGUAGAAUCCUUUCCAAGAUUGUCGAUUCACCGGACCCACCUCUGGCGAGGGAGGCAGAAGAGGAGAUUGUGUUGGCCGGUCCACUCCUGGCGGAGGCGGAGUACGAAGUUGUCGACGACGACUCGGCUCAGAGCUGCAAUCCGCAGCCCAUCACUGAGUUAGACUUUGCCAGGAAUGACACCAGGCCUGGCGCAGGUUGCGUCCUCGCGAUUGAAGACAGCGACCCGAUCAACGUGGUUGCUGAGGAACACCUCGUCAUGGCCAACCAAGCGGCAGAGGGCAUCACGCAGGAAGAACUCACCGCGGUCGCGGCUGAAGAGGAAAUUACCCUCCUCAGUCAAUUCGUGGAGCAGGAUGAUGAUCCAUAUGAGAAUGCCGACACCUACUCCUUGAAGAGAGCUGAAGUGGUCGCGCCUCCUUCUCCCGUGGUCGUCAUCAGUGACCCCGACGCCCCUCAGCCGAGCGAGGCCGUUUCUCAGGCACCCCUUGUCCCCAAGGCAAAGCCGAGGCCUCCCACGCUGCCGCGUUGGGUUACUGCCGAUCAGCUCCCCGAUCUGCCGGAUGAUUACCGUUUCCUCACGGAGAACGCCCGGGUCUGCUUGUCGAAGAAGAUGUCCUUCCUUGCCCGGGGAUUCGCCAAUCGGCGAGCGCCAGAAAUGGCGGUCCACAUCUCAGCCAGGGACAAUUCUAUUGAAUGGUCCGAAUUUUUCGAGAAGUUGGGAAUGAUGUGGAGAGGCCUCCGUGUGGAGCACGUGGUGGACGUCCUCAAAUCCACUCACGACAAAGUGCGGUUCGAAGUCAAGGUUGUCAUUAAACCCGACAGGGAGGUCCAGCUGCGUGCCUUUAGAGCGAUUCAGGGGCACGACGGCAUACUCCUCUCGGAAGAGACGGACGUGAUGGCACUGAACACCCACUCGCUCAACUUCCAUGAGUACCGGCACUACAUCACUGACAUGACAAGGCCGUACCAAAUCGCCCAUGAAGAGAACCUCACGGUUGAAGAUGAGAUCAUCAGGCUCGAGGACCUCAAGUUCGCCGACAACGCACCGCGGCCCGAGCCACUGGCGGAAGCCAAGUGGGGUUCCACGCUCAAGGUGUGGUUCUCCGCAAAGGGCAUCCGAGUGGAUCGAAAGCACCGCUCCGAGCUCGACCAUUUCAUCGUCCAGGAGCUUGUUUCCUUUCCCUGGUUUUACUGCACCAGUUGCCGUAAACAUUACAUCGAUGGAAUGAUUGAGUGCCAGUUCUGCGGCUCCAGAAUCGCAGCUGAGAGUGACAUGGCACAUGUUGCCGAACCCAGCAAACGACGCCUGGAGUCCUCCCGGAAGGGACGGAACAUCGACAUCAUGUCGAUCGCCCCCCGGCCGGGGUUGGCAAUGAACCGGCACCGUGCAGAGCGAGGAACGCGCGAAGCACAAGAUCAAAGUCUCCCUGCAGCAGUACGCAGCAAAUGCGUGAGCAUGAGAAAAUCGGCAAUGAAGAGGGGAGGCCAGUCGAUCGCUGACGCUCUCACCAAUCCCCUCGACGCCUACAAUUUUGCGUCCCGUGGUAUGGGUAUCACUUCAUUGGCCCAGCUGGACAUGUUCGCCCAUUUGCACAAUCCAGCACCCGGGGCUGAUGCCAACGAGAGGAGAGCAUUCGCUGGCACUCACCGGGCUGACGCCAGAGUCUCAAUCGCCUAUCGUCCGGGAGACGACCGAGUCUCAUUGGAUGAAGCUUUCUUUGUGGCCUUUCAGUCAAGGCUCUAUCUCAUUGAUGAGAUAUCCAUGAUCAUCUAUGCCACCCAGCAGUCCCCGGAAGGGCGACAGAGACCCUUCACGAUUCUCUCUUACGAUGGUGACUUGUUCACACCAAGGGUAGGCACCGUCUCAGAAGUGAUGGCGGAGGUCAGUCGUUUCUUCCAGGAUCAACUUCCCCUGAGCGGAAGCCGUCAGGAUCCUGCACCACGCCACGUGGACUUGGCUCGAUCUCUCCGCAUCCCUGACGGGUUUGCUUGCCUCGGUCAGACCCAAUUGAAUGAGCUGCUCCGCGAUACCAGGUUUUACCAGCGGCAUCUGCACUCCAACCGUGUCGAGCCGGAGUGGCUACCGCCCACCGACAGCAAAGUACGGGCCUUCUAUGGGAGCGAGGGAGCGCACGCCGUCAAGGGCUACAUCGAGGGGCAGAUCUCCAGGUCUCAGCUCAGCAAUGCCUGCGAGGCCACCGCCACAGCGCAGGGCUUCGACCCCGCGGCCUCCGCCAGUGCGACGCCCGGGUUCCCCUGGAGAGGAGAAUGGUUGGCCGAGAGGCGCAGCCGAGUCGAUGUCGAGAUUGGGAAAAGGCUCAGCAUUCUUCAGGAACUCUUUGCUGACCUUCCAGAGCACUACCCUUUCGACCAUGAUGGUGAUCUCAUCGACCCGACGCGGACGCGCUCGAGCACCUGGACCCUUCUUGACGGGUACUACUGGGCCAUGCUCAAGGCCCGGGAUGCGCACUGGGUGUCGGAAGAAGAGGUGGUGAACGCCCUUCCUGCUUGGGGAAACCCAGGGGGGAUCGUCGUCUACGAUUACGACCACGUGUUGUGGUAUCUCAGAGGUACGACUGUAGCGAACAUCGUUUGUCUUUCCUCAACUUUUGACGCCUCUUACGACGAGCUUCUCCGAGAGAUCGACCGCUUCCGGCAGAUGGCUGCGAUGGUGACGCAAAGCUCACUGGGUUCUGAAGGGCUUCUAGAGGAACGCGAUCGGGUGCAGGCGCGGGUCUCGGCACGAGCAGAUUGGGGCUGCAGAGCUGUUCCAGCAGAAGUCUGCGUGGCCGAAGAUGGCGCGACUAUUUCUCCUGGCACCGUGUGUGUUGGUUGCCGCAGUGUUGGCACUGCCGCCUCUUGGCUGGUGAAUCCCUUGUCGUAA